AUGUGGCUGUUUGGGCGGAGACGGAGGAAGGCCGCUAAAUUAAGAGACGCUGGUGGAUCUGCUGCCGCUACACAAGGGAAUUUGCCUGUCGCAUCCGCCGCCGGCCAGCAACCCAACACGAAUCAGACCAACAAUGGCCCGCGGCGAGGCCCUAGUCAACGCUUACGCCGCCGACGGGGCAGUUCGCGGUCCACGCCCGCUUCAAUCCGCGACGUUGACAAGACCCUGCCCGAACUCUCUUUUGCCAAAGACGCUUGGCCCCAGUCGAGCACUGAAGAUAUCACCGCUUUGCCUGCCCAGCGCCGCCUCCAACACAGUCCGCACCUGCGUCCCAUUACCCAGGAACACGGCGGCAUCCUCUACAACUUCCAGUCUCGCGUCCAUCCAGAACUCCUGUCCUCAGCAAAGGAUCGCGCCAAACUCCAGCGAUCCCAGUCAAUGCGCAGGGAUCCGCAUAUUGUAGACUCCCUUGUCCGUCGCAAGUCGAGUAAACGGCGCAGAGAACAUGAUCACGUCCGCGAAGAGGAGAUCCGCGCCAUGUCUCUUGCCAUGCCUCAGAAACGACCCGCUGGCAACUCUGCGAGUAUGCUGCGCAGAGACAGCAAGAAGGUCAAGGCCGCCAUCAACUACCGCCUCGAGCGCCCAACCUCGAAUGUUUCCCUACCCCUCGCCGACUCGAUCCACUCGUCCAUGUCUGGUGGCUCAGACGGCCGCGCCUUUCGCGUGAGUGCACUCGACAUGUUCUCACCUCGACCCACCAUUCGCGUCUCCUACGGCUCAAACUAUCAUGCAGGCGACCGCACGUCGCCCAAUGCACGAAGCGAAAAAUCCCCACGCCGCGACCGACGACCAAUUACCAGCAAUGAGGAAAAGGCAAACCGGAGAACAAGUAGAAUUGACGACUUGGCCGACGACCUCGACACCGGAGCACUCCGCGAUAUCCUCGAGCGAGACAAGAGGCGGAGAGAAAAGAAGGCCAAGGCUGAUCAGGAACGUCUCCGCCGAAGGCUAGAACGACGUGCCGAGAAGCAGAAUGCUGCUGAAGCCCAAGUCACGCCUGCAACUCCCCCCAAGGAUAAGAUCAGUAGUAAAGUUGGCCUGGGCAUUGAGCGAGAGGCCCCUGUGCCUAUGGAGGACGUUCGUCCAUCGACACCAGUCCGACCUCAGCCAGUCGAGAUGCCCAUCACCCCUCCGACACAAGUCAAUAACCAGUUGCCCACCCCAUUCGAAAGCCCUGUUGAAGAACCCGUUGUAUCCGAUGCCCAAGCUAUCCGCUUCUCUCGAGGCAGCGCCUCCACACAACUACAUACCCGUGUCGUGUCCAAUGCUUCCAUACUCCCAGAACUCCUAACCGAAAAACUUGGCCACGACACUCCUAUCGAGUUUGUGCACUUCCAAGAGCCCGCGAGGAGCGGAUCGUUGCAUCCGGUUGAUACCAUUGACACUACGGCGACCUCGAAGAAAGGAUCUUCUAUGCGUAGGCUCAGUACUGAGGGCAAGCGCUUGGGUGUGUUUGCUUCACUCUUCCGAAGAGGAAAGCGCAACUCGCAAGACCAAGCACGUCCUCCGCCUUCCGAAGCUUCCUUCUCCAACACAUCGCGGGAAUCCAUGUCUCGCCAGCACAUUCCCAUUCACCUUGUCGGCACUGCACCUGUUGAGUCACAGCCAAUGCAGAUCAAGAGACCCUCCAGUGUACCUCGACGAACCCGAUCAAAGUUUAGAGAAGAUCUCCCCGAGUUCCCCAUCUCACCUCCCGAUUCCCGCGUGCAAUCACCCGAAGCACCGGCCAGCACUGGCCUUGCUGCUCGCAGAAGAAACCAGCAUCCGUCGGAUAUUCGUGUGGGACCGCCAUCCGAUGACCGAUCUGAUUCGCCCGUGAGUCCCAGUGUGCCCACCAACAACAUGUCGCAGUCUCUUGCAUCAGUCGACUCUGAAGCAUCAUGGCUUUCAGGAAGGCCGCUUAAACGGCCAUCCAAUCGGUCCCAAAUGCGCUCUAGCCUCAAGUCUUCGGCUGUGAUGCGUCACGAAGAAUUCAAUCCUUCCUACGAGGAAUUGGGAAUGGCCGAUGACGAGUACUUUAAGAGACUUACGGGUAUGCCAAACCAAAGAGGCUCUUCUCCUUACGGAAGCGAUGACCGGGGCCGAAGAGCCAGUAGCACUUUGAUGGCGCUUGACACUGCAGUCGAAUCCGACGAGGAGGUCGAGUCCACUGUUGUAGCCCCGACAACCGAAGACGGAGACCAGCGUGUCCAGAGCGGCGUCGCCAGACAGCCUACUAUAGUCUACCGUCGGCCUCGCAUUCAGUCCACCGAAGGUCUUCUAAGCGUCUUCACUGAAGAUACGGGGGAUAGAUCCUCCAAGGCGGCCGAAGUAGUGACGGGAUCGCCCACCCAAGAGUCGCCAACAUCACCGACAUCAGAUUCGGAGCCAAUGGUGUUGCAACGUGCCAAAAGCGUUGAUCUCGGCAAGCACCAUGUCAGGCACCUCAGCGCUGGUUCGGCGAGGCUUCUGGACAUCCAAAAACGGUCAAGCAUACCGUUGGACGACAUCUCACCCGCAAGAAGGCCUGAGCAGGAGUAA
Molecule: messenger RNA, 2580 nt
Organism: Bipolaris zeicola 26-R-13
Lineage: Eukaryota; Fungi; Ascomycota; Dothideomycetes; Pleosporales; Pleosporaceae
Exons: 1
Coding region: 1-2580 (859 amino acids)
Source: RefSeq, a predicted model, not a curated record